AUGAUCGCGUGUGCGGCAUUACAACGACUGGAGCGGUACGGCUCUCUCGGGCUGAAGCGACACAGCACAGAGGAUUUUGUGAGUACGUCGCUCAAGGACCCGCGACGAGCGAACAUCUAUGCCUUGACCCUACUGAGCACGUGGAAGGAGGCGCUGCAGGCCGUCCGCGGCGACGACGCCAACGGUGUCGCGGAUGUGUCGAAGGCACCAGCUCGCUACACAGACGCGCUUGUCUACGCUGUCAGCUUCGCAGUGGCCCUCACCACACAGCACGUGUUUGAAGUCGGCACCGCCACAGCGGCGGCGACGGUGGCUGGCAUGAGUGGCAGCUCACAGCCCGCAGCAGCUGGCACAGGGGGGAAGACCAAGAAGGCUGCCUGGCAAAGUAGCGGCAGCGGCUGCAGCAGCAAGGGCGACGCCACAGCUGCUUCUCUUAUCUUCACGGACGCCUCCGCCCAGGCACUGGAGCUCUUGACGCUGCUGAAGGAGGUGACGAUAGCGAUCGGAAGCGGCCGUGCUCUGCGGAGCAACGCUUCAUCGGACGACUUCACGAAGGCGGUGGCACAUCUUCUCACGAGCAGCACGGACCUCACCCUCUUACUGCUGGGCGGCGUCUCCAUCUCCUCUGGCGCCGCUACACAGGAAGGACAGGAGUCACAACCGGGUAGCAGCAGCGCUGAACAGCAGCAGCAACAACAGCGGGAGGCGAUCCUCGCGCAGGCGCUCGUGUUGGUGGCUGCGACGGCGCAGAUGCUGCGACGCGUGCAGGCAAGCUAUCCCAUCAACGACCUUUACCACACCCGCCCCUGCGCUGCGCUGCUGAAGACCGUCGUGAACAAGCACAAGCAACUCCAACAGCGACUCAAGCACGUCAGCGGGAGCAGUGACGCUGCCACGGAGCAGACCGGGCGCGCUGCGCCGGCGCUGCUGGAUGUGCUUCAUCGCUACAUUCAGCUGUGUGCGCGGCGCUCAAUCUCAGGAAAUCAGCAACAGUCAGCGGCCGCCCCAUCCGCCAGCGCGUCGGCCGCCAGCCUCUUUUCCAUCUUCUCCCUCUUCCAGCGCCUCGGCAUGCUGCACGGCGCGCUCGGCGCCGUCACAGCGCUUCCUAAAGGGUUCACGGCGCAGCUCUGCAGUGCCUGCGAGGACGUGCAGUACUGGCUGAGCCAGCUGCUGUCCAGCACCGCGUGCAACCGUGCGACUCGCUACGUCGUGUACUUCCGCGAGGACGAGCUGCGACUGAUGCAGCACAAUGUUCGCCAGACCUCCGAGUAUGCGCUGUACACCUUCGCCACUACGCCGCCGGUCGACCCGGGGCUUGUGGAGCCGCUGUUGAGGGACGGCGCUGCUGCCGACAGCAACGACGAGGCCACGCGCGCGCGCGCGGCUCUCGUGCUUGCGCAGUGGUGCGUGAGUGCACCCUUCUUUUUCGAGAGCUUCUGCCAAGGUGAAUCGUGGGCCUCCUUCGCGCAGGAGCAGCGGCGGCUUGUGCUGCUGCAGCAGUCCCGCGUGCGCCGCGGGCUCGAGAGGGCGUCGCGUCGGCAGCAGCGGAAAGAGAGGGCAACGAAAAAGGCGAUGCACCUGGACGAAGAGUAUGGCAAUCGGUCUUCCUCGGUGUCCUGCGACUCCAGUGAUGCCGCCUCAGCGCACAGCAGUAGCUCCGAUUCUGCGUCCUCGGCUGGCGGCCGCCAGCAGCGGCAGCGCGGCAACGGCAGCGGUGGUACCGAAACGGCAUCUCUCUUGUCCCUCCCAACGGCGAGCCACGCGAACCACGCCGGCUGCAGCGUCUGCGGCAGUGCGACGUCACUCGCCAGUCGCGUGUCGCUUCUCUCGACGCUCUCCCAGCACUCGGCAGCUUCCUACCUUUCCUUCAUCUCCGUACUUCGGCCAUCGAUCACCGCCGGCUCAGCGGCGGGUGGUACUGGAGCUGGUGGCAGCGCUGACGGCGAUGGCGCAGCUGGCGCAGGUCAGCAGAUGCACGAGUCGGAGGAUGGCAACACAAACCUUCCUCUCAUCCUGCUCGAGCAGCUCGCUUUGGGUCUUCAUCGCUUCAUGGAGGCCUACCCAGCAGAGCUGCUCGACCGCUACGGACUGCGCAGCGUAUCAUGGAGCAGCAUCGCACGCAUGUUCGCCACUGUAGAGAAGUCUCUCGUGAACACGACGACGACAGCAGGGGCGGCGGCAGGAGCAGCAGCAGCAGCAGCACCACGUCAGGCCAAUCACUUUCCCAACGAUCAGGAACCGCCGCAGCCGCUCUUCAACCUCGCGCAAGACAUCCGCUACAACAAGGGGAUGGGCUACGAGUGUCUGGGCUUGCUGUUUGCGAAGGUAGUGGCCCCGCUGCUGGACCCCGCGUCAUCGCGUGCGAUCGCGUCGACGUCAUGGUCUCCACCGCAACAGCACCAACUUCGCAGAUCCACAGGCGAGGCAACGGGGACCGAGGACGACGACGGCAGCGGCGGCGGUGCCCGCAGUGACGGCGGCGGCACCCAAGAAGAGUUUUUUGCCAACGCCGCCGCCGUUGCAGCCACCGUGGGACGCGCGGUGCUGACCAUCGACGACGAUCCCGCGACACGCGCCUCCGUGGAGGCGGCCCUGUCGAGGUGCUUGACGGCGUACGAGACGGUGGCGCCGCAGGUGGUGGACAUGAACCUCCCCACCAUCCUCCGCCUUGCUGCGCGCACGGCAGCCACAUCAGCGGGGUCGACCACUUCACUUCGCGCCUCCGCGUCGCCCUCGUCUCUGUCGAUUGUGUUGGUGGACUUUGUGCGCGAUAUUACGGCUCGUCUGGGCCGCGGCAACGACCUGCCGCACCUUGUCGAUGCCCUGCUCCAGCGGGGCGACUUUGCUGCUAACGCGAGCGCCACGGCCGCCGCCUCUGCGGUCGUGGACGGCAGCGGCGAUAAGGCGUCCACUAUCCGCUCGCUGCGUGCGGUCUUUUCGCUCCCCCCGGUGCGACAGGCAGUUAUGGAAGCCGCCGGGACGUCAUUGGACCCAGAAAGUCUUCUGCGGCGGCUGAGCGGCGUCGCGGCGGAGCUCGAGGAAGACAACAAGAGCAGCAGCAGCAGCAGCAGCGCUCAGGAUGAGAAGCAAGUCGAACUGUCGUCCACGGCAAGGUCUUGCCGGAAGCACGAUGACGCUCGGGUGCAGCGCAUGCUUCUGGCUCUGGAGCUCAUGGAAGCGCUUCUCGCUGGGGUCACACCGACGUGCGUCUCUGCAAGUGCGGUGCUGGAGCACACAACGCAACUGGAGCUGUUACUCAGCUCAUCGUUCAUGGCUGCGGUGGAGGAGCUGAAGGGCGUUUGCGGUGAAGCGUUGGACGACAGACGUGCGCUCAUGAUCCAGCACAUGUACACGAUCCGCCAGUGCCGCGCCGUGACAAUCCUUUGCCUACAGGACCUCGGCACCCAGCAGGUGCAUGACUAUCUCCGCAUGCUCGAGGAUGCGUUGUGGCAGCUCACGAGUCACGUGGGCAACCUCGUCGGAUCGCUGACACUGGCAGAGUUGCAGCCGUUGCUGCGGCCACAUCCAGCGCGGUAUGGCGGCAGCGAAGUCCUUGCACCGUCGCCGUCGGCGCUGGAACAGCUGCAGGUGCAGCUCCUGCCUUCGUCGCUCAUCCUGCAGCGCCUGUCGCUAGCGCGCGCAGUGACCGUCGCCCUGGGAACUCACGCAGGGCCCGCAGAGGAGCUCCGUGACAUGGUGUCGUACCUGUGGGACUGCCUCGGACAGGGCGGCCACGACGCAGAUGAGGAAACAACGCCGCCGCAGCGUCGGUCGGGCGGGGUGUCGCUCUGGUUGGCGAAUCAGAUGACUUCCGAGGAGUGGGUCAGCUUGGUGGCGCUCGGCAAGGAGAAGCAUGCGCGCUCCUCGAUGAUGGCGCUCCUGCUGCGCUCCGCCGCCUUAACUUCCGCAGCGACGCCAGAGACGCCGGCGUGGUUGUCGCGGUGUCUGCAGUGCAUCCCUGGAACGGUGCUGCGCGCACUUGUCGACGCAUUCGUGUCGCUUUCCGUUGACGAUUUCUGCGAUGCGUCCCUCGCGAAUUCAUCGUUGCCGUCCGCACGUCGGCGGCUCGAGCUGGCACAGCGGCAGUGGAUGGCCCUCACGACAUCGCUCGUGGCAGCGUACGCGGUGGUGGGCCACAACCCGUACUGGCCCUCGGUUGUCGCGCACACGGUGCGCUCAGUGACGCAUGUGGCGCGGGUGUGGCGGAAGCACGCGAAGGAGCGGCUUGGCAGCGCCAUCGAAACGCCUGCACAGGCCCCUCACCACACUACCGCGGCGCACGUGUUUGCGCUGCUCACGCGGCAGCUCAUCUCGCUGCUGCUGUGUACGCUGCGUAGUGAGCCACGCGCCGCAGAGGUGCUCCGCCGGGUGCUGCUGACGUUAGCGAGGGAGUCGGCGGUCGGGUCUUCAUCGGCAGCAGGGACAUCGGUCCCGGUUCUGUCGCGCAGCGGCAUGUCCGUGGCCUACGUAAAAGCACUGACGGUGCCGGCAGCGUCACUCGGUGACCUGAGUACGCCAACCAUGCUGACGACAUCCGACCCCACAACCGCGGCCGACGGAGGAGGGACACCCGAGGUGGUUGCCGCCUUGAAGGAGUUGACGUUCGAGGAUGAAGUGCGCGACGUCUGCACCGAACUUUUCGCCGCGUCCUUCGUGAAGCGCAUCUUCACUGUGACGGACCUGUGCAGUGACAGCGCGGCGGAGGCUAUGUCGGUGCCCUUGGCUACGGCCACAGCUGCCAUCCGUGCUAGCAUGAUGACGCUCGCGCUGCUCUACCAGGUCUGUGUGGCCGCCGCGCAGGCAUCGUGGCGGGCCAAGGCAACCGACGGCAGCCUAGAGGCGCUGGUGCAGACGCCAGCGGUCGUGUUCCUGCACACCCUCGCCGCUAGCUUUCACGCACGCGGCGCUGCGAGAGUUUCAGGCAGCGGCGCCUCCUCCGACGCGGCAGUAGAUGGCGUGCUGGCGGCGUUUCUCGAGCAGUUCUGCGCGCAUGGCGAGGAGCACUCAGAGCAGCACCUGUUCGUCCACAUCGCAUCUGCCGCCGCAGCAGGCGAGAAGCGGCGCCGAACGCGCGACAUGACAGACGCUGGCGCUGGUGACACAGACCGCGCUGCUGGUGACUCUUCCCCCCUUCGGACGGCGAUCGUUGCACCGGCAAGUGCUCUCGAGGCGGUGGAGGAUCUGUGGUGUGAACAACUGCGAUGGACGGCGUGCACUGUGAUGCGUCUCAGCCACGCAGCCGACAGUGAGCCCAGCUCGUGCGCCACCGCGCUGCAGAGGGCGUGUCUCACAUUUCGCCAGCUCUUCGCGUGUAUGUGGUCCAGUGCUCACUUUCGGAAGCACCAGAUGUCCAAGGGUGUUGGGGGUCGUAUCGGUGGCGGCGGCAGUGACUCGAGACGCGCUCGCAGCAACGGCGACAGCGAGCCGACAGCGCGCCAGAGCCGUCUCGCAGGGGAUGUCAACGCAUUCCUCGCUGCAGUGCUCGGUAGCCCACGCGCGCCUGGUGGUGGCAGCAGCGACGGAGCCACGCGUGUGACAGGCAACGAGCUGCGCAAUCAGCUGGCGGACUUCUUUGGGGUGCCGGUGACAGCGACGGACGGAGCGGCGCGUGGGGUUGAACGCUCGCGCCACCCGUGUGACCGAAUAUGGAUGCAGCUGUCGAGUGUUGGAGGUGAGGCAGGCGUCUGUGCACUGUGGCUCUUGUGGAAGCUUCAGUGCGUUUCGGCCGCCCUCACCGACAGGCCUGCGAUGGUCGAUGGCGUCGAGGACGACUCGCAGACGCGCAUGAGGACGUUCCUGGGCGCCUACUAUGACUUGAACGCCAGCGUAGAAGGCGAUGCAGCGACGGCGGCCACCACCGCCACCGCUUACACCCGCCUGGUGACGGCGCUGCGGGCGUCGCCAGAUACGCUCCGUAUUCUACCUGCUGAGGAGGAACCGCCGCUCUUGCAUGAACACGUCCAAGACCUGCUGACGCGCACUAUUCCAGGAGCGUCGCCUCGUGCGAGCGCUGCCGCGAGCUCGUUCGCGUUGGCAGCUCCUGCAGCGGCGGAGCUGAUUGUGCACUUGUUUUCUGUCCGCCCACGUUUGCCAAGUGGGCAGCUGCUGCCACACGCGCAGCACCUGCUCGUGUGGCUCUCGCACGCAUCCUCUGCAGCCGCGUCGCUGGCAGCAGCGGGGGUGCACGGCGCUGCUGGUCCAUCCCUGGCUUCACUUUGCAUCCGCGUCUGCGCCGCCGUUGCCGCGCACCCCGCCGUAUCCGGCGCGUCGGACUCGUCUGCGCUGAUUGCCGCGUGGGCAUCGUCGCUGCCACCAGCGCAGCAGCAGCUGGAUGCGUGCCGCGGUGGUUGGCAGCCUCGCAACGGCAGAAGCACCGCACAGGAGCUGCUCGACAAUGUGUGGCUGCUGCUGCUUUCCCUCUUGGAAGAAUCCCGAGCGCCACUGAGGGCCACCGCUGCUGCGUCAUCGGCGCCGCUGCUGCGCGAAGGGGAGGUGGUUCAGAUGAUCCUGCUGUUCACGAAGACCUGGCUAGGGCAGUCGGCGCGCCAGCAGGUGCUGUGGUCCCGCCCGGCGAUGCUGCCGCCGCUGAUGUGCGCACUCUUCACGUGUGUAAUGCGUGGAAUGGAGUCGCAGCAGUUCUCGCCGCGCGUGCUAAGCGUGCUGGCAAGUGGGCUGGCGGCGAUGGCGGCCCACGUGGACGCGGCAACUGCGAACGAGGGCGAUGCGGAGGUCGACAGCGUUGACGGCGACGACGACGAGGGCGAGGGUGUUGGCGAAAGGAAAGCCGAGGCGCCGGCUAGCAGCGCGCCAGCCACAAAGGGCGACGAGCGCCGCCGCCCGCAGAAGCGACGACUCGAGGCCGGCACCGAAGCGUGGGUGACAGGUACCGCCACCCCCGCGCACGUCAAGCGAGCCGCCCUCGCCGCCGCCACGUCAGCACUCUUCGAGGUGGCGCACCACUACAUCCACAUCUUCACCGCCUUCAGCAGCGACAUGGACUUCCUCUUCACAGACUUCCUGAGGGUGCUCAGCCAGCACUUCCUGCCCACCGUGGCACGGCCUCCCAUCGCCCAUCGCGUCGGUGUGCGCAUCGGCAGCACGGUACGGUCGGACGUGUCGUUUGCUGACCUCGCUUACACGUGCGUCGGCAAUGCGGAAAGCAAGUCGCUGCUCAGGCAGGCGGCGCUGCGUAUGGAGGAGGAGGGGUUGAUGGACAGCAGCAGUGCCGGCGGUGGUAUCGCUGGCGAAGGUAAACGUGGGUCAGCGCUGACGGACGGCAGCCGAAGUAUCUUCCGGGUGGCGUAG
Messenger RNA from Leishmania major strain Friedlin, 7305 nucleotides. RefSeq lists its product as hypothetical. Lineage: Eukaryota; Euglenozoa; Kinetoplastea; Trypanosomatida; Trypanosomatidae. The record is from RefSeq and is a predicted model, not a curated record. Bases 1 to 7305 code for a protein of 2434 amino acids. The transcript has a single exon.